Messenger RNA from Amphimedon queenslandica, 647 nucleotides. RefSeq names its product 39S ribosomal protein L47, mitochondrial-like. Gene Ontology annotation, biological process: mitochondrial translation. The record is from RefSeq and is a predicted model, not a curated record. The coding region runs from base 76 to 579 and encodes 167 amino acids. The transcript is spliced from 5 exons. Gene Ontology annotation, cellular component: mitochondrial large ribosomal subunit; mitochondrial ribosome. Gene Ontology annotation, molecular function: structural constituent of ribosome. NCBI's taxonomy places the organism in Eukaryota, Metazoa, Porifera, Demospongiae, Haplosclerida, Niphatidae.
AAACCACGUGGCACUUUUCCCAGAAUCCAGACUUGGCUUUGGUUAAAGUCUCCCAAAGUCCUUCUCUUCAAUAAGAUGUUACUGUGUAGAGUAUUGACUCAUAGUCCCGUGUCCUCCAUUGCUCCUUCUUGUUCUGCUUUGCUCCUUUCUCCUCUUCUUGGAGUAACAACACUCAUUAAUGUAAGGGGGCGUGGUUUUCACACAAGCAGUCACGUGAUGGGACUGGAAGAGUUCUUUCCGAAGACUAAAAAUAUCAUCGAAGAGUCAGAGAGGACAGGUAGGCCGUGGAAAGCAAGGGAACUGAGACAGAAGAGUAACGAGGACCUACACAAAUUAUGGUAUGUCCUCCUAAAAGAGAGAAACAUGUUACUAACUUUGAGACACGAAGCAAACCGAAAUCUAUUUAUAAUGCCGGGACCAGAAAGAUUGAAAAAAGUAAAGUACUCCAUGGAUGUUUUAAAGCAUGUCAUCAAGGAAAGGGGACAAGCAGUGAGGGAAGCAAGAAUCAUGCUCAAGAAGAAGAACAAAGAAAUGAAUAAUAAUAAUAAUAAUAACGGACAAAGUAAUAAUGAAAGCUAAUUAGAAUCAUAUACAAAAGCAACAGUUAAUAUUAUCAAUAAUAAUAAUAAUAAUAAUAUUAAUAUUUA